Molecule: messenger RNA, 3613 nt
Organism: Cynocephalus volans (Philippine flying lemur)
Lineage: Eukaryota; Metazoa; Chordata; Mammalia; Dermoptera; Cynocephalidae
Gene: PCDH12
Product: protocadherin 12
Exons: 4
Coding region: 1-3549 (1182 amino acids)
Biological process (GO): homophilic cell-cell adhesion
Cellular component (GO): plasma membrane
Molecular function (GO): calcium ion binding
Source: RefSeq, a predicted model, not a curated record
AUGAUGCAACUCCUGCGACUUCUGCUGGGGCUUUGGGGGCCAGGUGGCUACUUGUUCCUUUCAGGGGAUUGUCAGGAGGUGGCCACUCUGACAGUGAAAUACCAAGUGUCAGAGGAAGUGCCGUCUGGCACGGUGAUAGGGAAGCUGUCCCAGGACCUGGGCUGGGAGGAGAGGCGUGCGCAUGCAGGGGCUGCCUUCCAGGUCCUGCAGCUGCCUCAGACGCUUCCCAUUCAGGUGGACUCUGAGGAUGGCUUGCUCAGCUCAGGGAGGCGGCUGGAUCGAGAGCAGCUAUGCCCACAACGGGAUCCCUGCUUGGUUUCCUUUGAUGUGCUUGCCGCAGGGGAUUUGGCUCUGAUUCAUGUGGAGAUUCAAGUGCUGGACAUCAAUGACCACCAGCCUCAGUUUCCCAAAGGCAAGCAGGAGCUAGAAAUCUCUGAGAGUGCCUCUCUGCGCACCCGGAUCCCCCUGGAUAGAGCUCUUGACCCAGACACCGGCCCUAACACCCUGCACUCCUACACCCUGUCUGCCAGUGAGCACUUUGCACUAGAUGUCAUUGUGGGGCCUGAUGAGACCAAACACGCAGAACUCGUGGUGGUGAAGGAGCUGGACCGAGAAAUCCACUCAUUUUUUGACCUGGUAUUAACUGCCUAUGAUGGCGGGAGCCCCCCCAAAUCAGGCACCAGCCUGGUCAAAGUUAACGUCCUGGACUCUAACGACAAUAGCCCUGUGUUUGCUGAGAGUUCACUGGCACUAGAAAUCCAAGAAGACACUGCCCCUGGUACUCUCCUCAUAAACCUGACUGCCUCAGACCCUGACCAAGGCCCCAAUGGGGAGGUAGAGUUCUUCCUCAGUAAGCAUGUGCCUCCAGAGGUGCUGGACACCUUCAGUAUUGAUGCCAAGACAGGCCAAGUCAUUCUGCGUCAACCCCUAGACUAUGAGAAGAAUCCUGCCUAUGAGGUGGAUGUCCAGGCAAGAGACCUGGGUCCCAAUCCCAUCCCUGCCCAUUGCAAAGUUCUCAUCAAAGUUCUGGAUGUCAAUGACAAUGCCCCAAGCAUCCACAUCACAUGGGCCUCCCAGCCAUCAUCGGUGUCAGAAGAUCUUCCUAAGGACAGUUUUGUUGCUCUUGUCAUGGCAGAUGACUUGGACUCAGGAAACAAUGGUCGGGUCCACUGUUGGCUAAGCCAAGAGUUAGGCCACUUCAGGCUGAAAAGGACUAAUGGCAACACAUACAUGCUGCUAACCAAUGCCACAUUGGACAGAGAGCAGUGGCCCAAAUAUACCCUCACUCUGUUAGCCCAAGACCAAGGACUCCAGCCCUUAUCUGCCAUGAAACAGCUCAGCAUUCAGAUCAGCGAUGCCAAUGACAAUGCACCCAUGUUUGAGAAAAGCAGGUACGAGGUCUCCACUCGGGAAAACAACCUACCCUUUCUUCAUCUCUUAACCAUCAAAGCUCAUGAUGCAGACUUGGGCAUUAAUGGAAAAUUCUCAUACCGCAUCCAGGACUCCCCAAUAUCUCACUUAGUAGCUAUUGACUCAGACACGGGAGAGGUCACUGCUCAGAGAUCACUGGACUAUGAAGAGAUGUCCAGCUUUGAGUUCCGGGUGAUUGCUGAGGACAGGGGGCAACCCCAGCUUGCAUCCAGUGUUUCUGUGUGGGUCAUCCUCCUGGAUGCCAAUGAUAAUGCCCCAGAGGUGACUCAGCCUGUGCUCAGCAAUGGAAGAGCCAGCCUCUCAGUGCUUGUGAACGCCUCCACAGGCCACCUUCUGGUGCCCAUUGAGACUCCCAAUGGCUUGGGUCCAGCAGGUACCAACACACCACCACUGGCCACACACAGCUCUCAGCCAUUCCUUUUGGUGACCAUUGUGGCAAGAGAUGCAGACUCGGGGGCAAAUGGAGAACUCCUCUACAGCAUUCGGAGUGGAAAUGAAGCUCGUCUUUUCAUCCUCAGCCCCCACCUGGGUCAGCUAUUUAUCAACAUCACUAAUGCCAGCAGCCUCAUUGGGAGUCAGUGGGAACUGGAGAUAGUGAUAGAGGACCGGGGCAGACCCUCCUUGCAGACCUGGGCCCUGUUGAGGGUCCUGUUCGUCACCAGCGUGGACCACCUGAGGGACUCGUCCCGUGAGCCUGGGGCCCUGAGCACAUCAAUGCUAACAGUGAUUUGCCUGGCUGUACUGCUGGCCAUCUUUGGGUUGAUCUGGACUCUGUUCGUGUCCAUCUGCCGGACAGAGAAGAAGGACAACAGGGCCUACAACUGUCGGGAGGCUGAAUCCACCUACCGCCACCAGCCCAAGAGGCCCCAGAAACACAUUCAGAAGGCAGACAUCCACCUCGUACCUGUGCUCAGGGUCCAGGCAGAUGAGCCUAGAGAUGUAGGGCAGUCCCACAAGGAUGCAGGCACGGAAGCAAUCAUGGAAGAAGGCUGGGACCCCUGCCUGCAGGCCCCCUUUCACCUGACCCCCACCCUAUACAGGACCCUGCGUAACCAAGGCAACCAGGGAGCUCUGGCAGAGAACCGAGAGGUGCUGCAGGAUACCGUCAACCUUCUUUUCAACCAUCCCAGGCAAAGGAAUGCCUCCCGGGAGAACCUCAACCUUCUUGAGCCCCAGCUUGCCAUGGGCCAGCCACGCUCGAGACCUCUGAAGGUGGCAAGCAGCCCCAUAGGGAAGCUGGCUAGAGACCAGGUCAGUGAGGAGGCCCCACUGAUCCCACCAGACUCCUCUGCAACCCUGAGGCGGCAGCGGAAUCUGAAUGGCAAAGUGUCCCCUGAGAAAGAAUCAGGCCCCUGUCAGAUCCUGCGAAGCCUAGUCCGGCUAUCUGUGGCUGCCUUCGCAGAGCGAAACCCCGUGGAGGAGCUCACUGUGGAUUCUCCUCCUGUUCAGCAAAUCUCCCAGCUGCUGUCCUUGCUGCAUCAGGGCCAAUUCCAGCCCAAACCAAACCACCGGGGAAACAAGUACUUGGCCAAGCCCGGUGGCAGCAGGAGUGCAGUCUCAGACAUAGACAGCCCAGGUGCCAGGGCUGGUGGCCAGGCAGAGCCAGAACAGGAGGAAGGGCCAUUGGACCCUGAGGAGGACCUCUCUGUGAAGCGGCUGCUAGAAGAAGAGCUGUCGAGUCUGCUGGACCCCCACACAGGUCUGGCCCUAGACCGGCUGAGCACCCCCGACCCGGCCUGGAUGGCGAGGCUGUCCUUGCCCCUCACCACCAACUACCGGGACAAUGUGAUCUCCCCAGACGCUGCAGCCUCGGAGGAGCCGAGGACCUUCCAGACAUUUGGCAAGGCAGUGGGGCCUGAGCUGAGUCCAACAGGCACACGGCUGGCUAGCACCUUCGUCUCGGAGAUGAGCUCGCUGUUGGAGAUGCUGCUGGAGCAGCGCUCCAGCGUGCCCGUGGAGGCUGCCUCUGAGGUCUUGCGGCGGCUGUCCGUCUGUGGGAGGACCCUCAGUCUAGACCUGGCCACCAGCGGGGUGUCGGGCGCAGAAGUGCAGGGGGUCCCAGGUAGAAAGAAGGAGACUGAGGGCAGGAGUGACAGCAGCAACAGCAGGUGCCUGUAAAUGCACCCUGGAGGCCUGUGGAUCCAAGAACCUAAGGCCCUGGGAGAUGCUAUGGAGCCCAGGC